CGGGACCGGUUCUGGCACGCUGACCUCCCCACCCGGGGUGGGGGAGAGACGCGCUCUUCUGCCUGGGGGAAAUGGAGCCGGGCCUGCUCUGAGCGUCGGCCCUGAGGCAUCAUGGGAUCGUCCACGCUGGGCAAGGCUGCCUCGCUGGGCCAGCUGCUGGACGCUUGCAUCCAGGCAUUCGAUGACCAGGGGGAGCUGGCUAGCUGCCAGCUGCCCCGCACCCUGCUGCUGAUGCACCGCUGGUACGUCACGUCCACCGAGCUGGCCGGGAAGCUGCUGAUGAUAUACCGGGACUGCGGGGGGGAAGACUGCCAAAGGACCAGACUCAAGAUCUGCUAUUUAAUGAGGUACUGGAUUGUGGAGUUCCCAGCGGAGUUUAACCUGGACCUGGGCCUGAUUCGCCUGACGGAGGAGUUCAGGGAAGUGGCAGCACAGUUGGGCUGUGAGGAGCACUUCAACCUUAUAGACAUCUCCACCAUUCCCUCCUACGACUGGAUGAGGAAGCUGACGCAGAGGAAAAAGCAGCCGAAGAAGGGCAAGGCAUCCCUGCUCUUUGACCACCUGGAGCCCAUGGAGCUGGCAGAGCAUCUGACCUUCCUGGAGUACAAGUCUUUCAGGAGAAUAUCGUUCACAGACUACCAGAGCUACGUGAUUCACGGGUGCCUGGUGGACAACCCCACGCUGGAGCGCUCUAUCGCCCUCUUCAACGGCGUCUCCCAGUGGGUCCAGCUGAUGGUCCUGAGCAAGCUGACCCCUCAGCACCGAGCAGAGGUCAUCACCAAGUUCAUCAAUGUGGCCCAGAAACUGCUGCACCUGCAGAACUUCAACACGCUGAUGGCGGUGGUGGGAGGUCUCAGCCAUAGCUCCAUCUCCCGCCUGAAAGAGACGCACCCCCACCUCUCCCCUGACGUCACCAGGAUCUGGAGCGACAUGACUGAGCUGGUGUCCUCCAACGGCAACUACUGUGCCUACCGCAAGGCCUUCACCGACUGCGAGGGCUUCAAGAUCCCCAUCCUGGGGGUGCAUCUGAAGGACCUGAUCGCCGUGCACGUGGUCUUCCCCGACUGGGUGGAGGAGACCAAGAUCAACAUCGCCAAGAUGCAGCAGCUGUACCUGACCUUCAACGAGCUGGUGUCUCUGCAGAGCGCCGCGGCCCAAGUGGAGCCCAACAUGGACCUUAUCUACCUUCUCACCCUCUCUCUAGAUCUCUACUACACCGAGGAUGAGAUUUAUGAGCUGUCACUGCUGAGGGAACCUCGCAACCCAAAGUCUUUGCCUACCUCUCCCACUACACCCAACAAGCCACUGGCCCCCCUAGACUGGGCAGCAGGGGUGACCACCAAACCGGAUCCCUCAGUGGUUAAUAAGCACAUCAGGAAGGUGGUGGAGUCUGUAUUCAGGAAUUAUGAUCAUGACCACGAUGGUUACAUCUCUCAGGAGGACUUUGAGAGCAUUGCAGCCAACUUCCCCUUCCUGGACUCCUUCUGUGUCCUGGACAAGGACCAGGAUGGUCUGAUCAGCAAGGAUGAAAUGAUGGCGUACUUCCUGAGAGCUAACUCCCUGCUGCAGUGCAAGAUGGGCCCUGGGUUUGUGCACAACUUCCAGGAGAUGACCUACCUGAAGCCCACCUUCUGCGAGCACUGCGCGGGAUUUCUCUGGGGUAUAAUCAAACAGGGCUACAAAUGCAAAGACUGCGGGGUGAACUGCCAUAAGCAGUGCAGGGAGCUGCUGGUCCUGGCCUGCCGGAAGCUUCCGCGAGCCGCCUCCCUGGGCAGCAUGUCCGCCAGCGGCCUCACGCACAGCUCCCUGCCCAGCAGCCCCACCCUGCCCACCUGCGCAGAUGAGGACGAGGUGUUUGAGUUCCCCAGCGUGGCCCCGGGGCCCCAGGAGCUGGAGGCCCCGUCCAUCACGCUGAUGACGGGCUCGGCCCAGCGGAUCUCCGUGCGGCUGCAGCGCGCCACCACCAGCCAGGCCACGCAGACCGAGCCGCUGUGGUCCGAGCACGCCUGGGCGGCCAGCGACCUGGGCUCACACACCUUCCCCAAGAUGAGAUACCGCCUGCACCACCGCAAGAGCUCCAAGAGCAAGGGGCUGGCACGCUGGGUCAACGAGGGCCAGGGCUCGCCCAGGGACCGCUGCGACUCCCAGGAGCAGACGGAGGGGCCCCUGGGGCCUGUGAGCAACGGCGUGGCCCCUCACCGGGACAGGAGGGAGUCCCAAGAGGACAGCUGACUUGGUACUGCAGCUCAUUGGCCCCGGAAACCCAGGUGGCCCUCAGGCCCUCGCCCCAGGAAGCUGUCCUCCCUGGGAGACAUUUUGGGCUGCCUGAAGCCCCUCCGUCCUGACCUGGAAUAGGACAAUCCUCUCUCAGCGGGCCCUGGGUGGACCAAACCACAAAAUCAGCCAAUGACUGGCCACCUCCCUGGCAGGCGGGGUGGAGGUGUGCACAGUGGACCAGGCAGGGGUGGGGGAGCGCCACAGGGAGAGGGGACCAGUGGUGCUGAAGAAAUGGACUGGUUUAAUCCCAGCCUGCCGUCUCUGUGCAAGGAGGGGGCAAUGCAUGCAAGUGACACUACUGUUUCGUAUGAAAGCCGGAAAUGCAACAGAUCGAUAUGGGACAAUAAGUGGAAGCAUUGGAGGUGAUGAAUGGGGAUUACGUGGGACGGACUGCACUUUAACGUGUUCGCGUUGAAGUGUCGCAGAGGCGUGGGAGCGGAUGAGGGUACCAGGCAUGUGGCAAAGCACAGCGCGGCUAAGGGCAAAGUGAGGGACAGAAGCGGAAACAGAAGCAAUGCUGAAGAAAUCGUAGCCUCAACGUAACGUUAAGGGUUAUAGUGAGAUACGGCGCCUGCUGGUUAUGUAUACAGUAUGCCUUUUUAGCAUCUCACUCUGGAAUUCAGAAGAAAACGGUACUUGCUUUAUCUUGUGUUAACAUGAGAUAAGGAACAUAUAAGGGGGCGUGGAUUUUUUUAUUUAUUAUUUUGUUAUUACCUAUUAGAGUUACCUGGAUACAGCGUUAUUGUGUUCAACUUGAUUUCAAAGGGAUUUGGAUUUAGAGAAUGAUCUUACCUGUGGUAUUUCUCAGUGCCUUUCUUGAGACUAGUCACUCUUAUUAGCUUAGAUUAAUAAUGUGACACAGAUUGGUCUUUGUUAAUUUGGCAUUCUGAAGAUUUAAGUCGAAUUUGACCAGCAGAUGUAGUGUGUUCUCCUCCUGUGAACAUUGGCUGCAUUCGGAAUGGCUCCCUGUAUGUUUAUCGUGCACAUUUUAGGGGGUCGGACAUUUUGUAUGGUGUCCCAAUUCUCUGACACCCAUGAGAGCUCACUCAAUAUCGGCCACAAUGUAGUGCAAAAUAUAGGGUACAAACUACAUUCACUCCUUGAGCACUGAAGAGAUUUUUUGAUAAGAUGGUGAUGGCUGAAUCUGAGUAUAUAUAUAUAAAUAAAUGUACAUAUAUGCAAUAGAUGAAAUACAUUCCAAAUUAUUUUUCCAUUUCAAAACUGUACAUUUAAUGGACAAUGCUUAGUUAGCUAGCUACCACCUACAACACGAAAUACAUUUAAAAAAUCAUCAAACCGCUGACAGCUGUACUGCAAGCAUUAUAUUACACAUUGCUCAGAAUCUGUGGUGUCAACAAAAUCAUCUUGUUAUUUCACUGCUCAAUCCUUUCUAGUGCUCUAUAUACAUUUCCAGAUCUAGUGUAUAUGGGGGGGGGGAGUGAAAGCCAUUCUGAACACAACCAUAGUUUCUUCAUUGGGAAGAGGCCAUUGAAUAUGACCUCUGACCUCAUGACCUGCAGGAUUAGGAUUUCUCGCUGGGACAGAGCACUGAUCAUAUGCCUCGUAUUUCUGGGAUUACCAGAGGGAACCAUUUCAUAGCUGUAUGUUCCAAAAAUGUUGUCUGCCAUUCAUACUAAGUGGCAUUCCAGUGCGGUUUGAGAAAAAUGGAAUUGGAAUUGGUCGUGGAAAAAUUUUCAUAUGUUCAUAUGUUCAGGCAUUAUGCUGUUUGGUACAUACAGUAAUUUGAAAUUGUGCAAGCUUCUAUCAAUACAACUGAAACAGCAGUCUGUAGCAGCAAUGAUAGCAAUAACCUCCUUGCUGACAAUGGUGGAAGACAAUAUCUUCACACCUCAAUAUUAAUGCCAUGCUCAGUAGGUUUCAAUUUUGUUUAUUGCAUUUCAGGUUAAAAAGAUACUCAGCUAAAAUAAACGGUUUAUAUAACAGUGGGCUUUGGCUUGUGAGCCAAACAAUGUACAUUAACAGUCAGCCUGGAGGUUCAUUAGCAUGCUCAUGUUGGGCUACAUCACCGUCAGUCCAAAAAAUACUCAGAGCACUAUGCUGCUUUCUAUAACAAGCUGCAAGGACAAUGACAUCAUGCUCUCCAGGCAUAUAGCUAAACAAUAUGAGCUGCUAAAUCUCCCUUUAAGCUGCCUUAGUAACUCCCAGAGAGACUUUCUUGCCAAUUCUGUUUCACUGGUGAUGAAGCCAAUUAUGAAUUUUGCUUUUGUUGCUUUGAGCCUGGGUAGCCAAGGGUACAGUUCAUCCCUCUCCAAGGAGAUUAGGGGUGACAAAGAAGUGACUGAUCCCACCAGACUGGGGAACAGGUGAGAGCAGGUGAAUUUGACAUGGAGAUUUCUGCCAAUGAGGUCUGAUGCUGUGCUGGUUUUAAAGCAGAAGCAAGCUUGUGAUUAAGAAAGUUUAUACUGAGUAGGAUCCAGUGAAUAAGAAUUUAUUUGGUUUUGUUUUGCUACUUUUCACGCACCAAUUCUUUUUUCUUUUUUUCUUUUUUCUUUUUGUUGCAAAACUCAGGUCUUCAAAUAAAUUUGAAUUUGCACUUAUCACUGAGCAUUGCGCUCGAGGAAAUCCUGCUUUCAUCAGCGUGCCACGGAUGACACUGUGGGCUGUGUUACCCAAUCCCGCGCAGUUUGUGGGAGAGAAUGUAGUGUCCAAUCACAGCUCACUAUUUCUGUUCUAAUCCCACAUCAACAUUUCCAAAUCAAAUGCUGUUAUUUAAUGCCCUCUCGCAAAUACCAUAUCAAACCAAGAUGGAGGAGUGCAUAUGCAGACAUUCUCACCCAGAAUUAUUAUACUGCUACAAUUAUUUAAAAAUAAUAUAUUACUCAUAUAUUACAUCAACUGCAUAUGUAUGUGCCUAUUCUUAUUUAUGGAAACAUGCUCUUAGGAUAUCAUGUUAUUAUGUAUUCUGAUGUGAAAACCUUAUGCAUGAGCAGUGUGUUUGUGUGUAUGCGUGUGUAUUUCCCAGCUGUCUCUCAACUGCUGACAAAUACGUCGUCAAAAUGUUCUAGGGUAACCACACCCCCAUGUCCAUCUGUACAGGUCUUUGCGGUUCUACAGAGUUCUUCAAAGACAUAAUUUCUAUGUUCUCCACCACUCCUCAGUCUAGGUCUGUUUGGCUCAGGGGAAAGGAAAAGACAUAUUGUUGAUGUUGCUCGUGUUUGACCAUGUGCGUAAUAGGCUAUGCUUCCCUUAUAGAAAUAGAGUACACUGCACUCUAUUGAAUUAAUGAUCAAAUCAAAAUAUUGACACACUUCACAAAAUAUCAACACAUUUUUACAAUUAUUAUUUUUGUAUAUUGCAAUAAAUAUUAUUUAUUGUAUGUAUUAUUAUUUAUUUUAUUUGUAUAUAUUGAAAUUAUAUUUUUGAAAAAGUCCACAUAUUUACAGUGUGAUGCAGUGUCUUCUGUUUCUGUACAGGAUCAAUGAAAGCAGGCUGCCCAGACUGUUAAAUACUUUUGCCCAGUCUCCAGAGAGCUUGAACAUAUUCAUUUUCAAUGUACCUUCAGUAUGCAUUCUUUAAAAAAAAAAAGGAACAUGACAUAUGCGGUUUAUUAUUUUAAUCUCCUCAGACCCUGUGUCAUACAUUUUUGGCUUCCCUGAGCUCUAUACAGUAUUUAUUUUAAAAUAAGUUAAUUACAAUUAAGUAAUAUAUAUAGAAAAUAUUUUCCCUACAACAUAUUUUUGUCAUCCAAGACACUUGGUAUUAAUGUAAAAAAAAUUAAAAUACUUUUUUUUCUCCAGGGUCUCAGGUGGUUAAAAACCUGUCUAUACAUUUAUAAAGCACAUCAUACUUAUGUUUUCCAUUUAUAUUUGACAUGAUAUUAUUUCAGAAAAAUGCAUUUCUCACACAUCUGUAAUUGUACAUUUGCCUAAUGCUAAAUUUAAUAGUAAUAUUUAUUGGUUCAUGUGUUUUUACACCCCAUAACCAGUCUGUUUGUCAAAUGUGACAAUCUUAUGUCUGUUAGUUGCCUGCAUAGUGAAUGAUCUGUUUGGUCUUCAUAAGUUUGAAUGUAUUUACCUAGGUUCAGUUCAUGUAAUCAGGUCCUUGAGAUAAAUUGUGUUUUUUGUUGAGAAACUUGUGAAUAAGGGAUAUCGAGAGGAUAGUAAGAUGACUAUUUUUGGACACAUUCCAUCAAAUCUAUAUUGUUAACAUAACAUAAUGUGAUUAUUAGUGUUAGUGUUGUCAGUGACGCUAUUAUGAUCGUCAUUUUAUUGCUUGUGUCAUGUUUAGCUGGUGUACUUGAAAGAAGUUGCAUUUUUAUAUGUUUGAUUGUGUUUGGGUUUUACAUUCACGCUGUUAAAAUGUUAAUUGAAGAGCCUUCAGUAGUAAUGUAUGAUAUUUUGGAGGGAGAUUGAUAUUUGAUUUCUUCUGUUCAUGUUUGCUAAAUUCAGGGUUAUGUCACAGUUAUUUUUUUUUUUUCAGAAUUUUGGGGAAAUCCAACAGCAAUGCACUGACAGCUAAGGUAAAGGUAAAUGCCAUAUGUAUCUGUCUUGACCGUAUUACAGGGGAAAGUUGUUUUAUGUUCUCUCUGCCUGUCCACCUGUAAUGUAUGUAUGUUGUUUUACUCAUCAAACACAGCCUUGGCCCACUUGUGCAAUUCUGGUGUCUAAUUGGCACAGAAGGUCUUGGGCUGAAGCAAGUGGUGACCAGUUUCUUAGAAGACUACAUCCAUGCAGAUUUUCAAUGCCAAGAACAGUUCAGCCAAAUUGAUCUGAACACAGAUUUACAAGAUCAUAAUUAAACAACUAUCAAGUGUCACUCAUCAAGAGUGGCACCUGUGUAAGUUUCAAUGUGUUUUUUCUAAAGAUAACACUUUUAUAUUUAUGGUGUCCUAAAGUAUAUUUAUUUUUUGACAAUAAAAUAGUUUAUUUCCAUGCUGUUUAUCACAAUAGGCCACACUAACAUCGAAUGGCAACUGUUUUUCUUUUUUUUCUUUUUUACUGUAGAUAAGAGUUAUUAUGCAAAUAUUUUUUUUCUUUAAAUAUAAUUUUACCUACUAAUAAUUUUUAUGAUGUCAGGUUCUAAAAUAUGUUGGAUUUUCAAUAAUGUAAUUUAAUAAAACUUUUUUAUGUAACAGUUAUUGUAUUAUAUUUUUGCUGUUGUUUUAUAACUUAUAGUGUUUUACAGUGUGUAGCAUUUUCUGUUCUUACUGGAAACCACAAAUAAAAUAUCUCAAUCAAAUUCA
Molecule: messenger RNA, 7480 nt
Organism: Conger conger (European conger)
Lineage: Eukaryota; Metazoa; Chordata; Actinopteri; Anguilliformes; Congridae
Gene: rasgrp3
Product: RAS guanyl releasing protein 3 (calcium and DAG-regulated)
Exons: 16
Coding region: 112-2232 (706 amino acids)
Biological process (GO): Ras protein signal transduction; positive regulation of GTPase activity
Cellular component (GO): plasma membrane
Molecular function (GO): guanyl-nucleotide exchange factor activity; calcium ion binding
Source: RefSeq, a predicted model, not a curated record